This is a messenger RNA of Parastagonospora nodorum SN15, 577 nucleotides long. RefSeq lists its product as hypothetical. The transcript is spliced from 4 exons. NCBI's taxonomy places the organism in Eukaryota, Fungi, Ascomycota, Dothideomycetes, Pleosporales, Phaeosphaeriaceae. Bases 73 to 207 code for a protein of 44 amino acids. The record is from RefSeq and is a predicted model, not a curated record.
AACGACCGACAGUCCCGCCCUCCAGCACCCAACACUCAGCGACAUCGCAAACCCCACACACAUCCACCCAACAUGUCUCACGAGUCUGUCUGGUAUUCGCGUCCUAGGACCUACGGCAAGGGCUCCCGCGAGUGCCGCGUCUGCACCCACCCCUGCUGGUCUCAUCCGCAAGUACGGCCUGAACAUCUGCCGUCAGUGCUUCCGUGAGAAGUCCGCCGACAUUGGUUUCGUCAAGCACCGAUAAAUCACUCGCCAAAUGCGAUGGCUGGAGUAGUGAAGGCGUAACGGUGGAACGCGAUGAUUACCCGACGAUACAUUUCGGUUCGACUCGGCUCCCACGAGCCAAUAUACAUCGGGGGCAUGGAGUGAGAAAGCGUCGGGCAGUAUGAAUCUGCAUGGCUUUCAUUAUGCAUUGUUUCCUUACGGUUAAAGGAUGGAGGGGAUGCGUCAGGCUUUGGUAGCAAAAUAUCAACCUGCGUUCACGACAUAAUUUCGCUUUGCACUUGGACAGCAGUAUGCUCUAGUGAAUUGACUUGGCAGAGCGAGACUACACACGCGCCACCGACUAGACCUGUCA